CAAAAAUGAGUUUUGAGCAGAAAAAGAACCUUCUUUUCUCGUCGCUCGAAUCGGCAGAACAGAGCAUCGGAUCGGAUUCAAUUCUUCAUCAGGAUGGCAAGGCCACCGACUACACUGUGGACCGUUCAGGCCGUCGUCGCCCUACAAAACUGAUCAGCGUUGAUCGAUAUCGUGGCCGAGAAAGCAUCUUCAAGCGUCCGGCCGCCCCGAUAGGCCAUUGUCUGAAACGGGCACAGCUUCCGGACUAUCAGCGCAAUCCCCACAAGUGGACCAAAUACACACUGGAGGACGUGGAUACGUCCGAGCGAACCAAUACGGCGGCAGCUUUUUCGUUUCUCAAGCAACUCGAAGAACAACGUGAUGCGGCCACACAGAUUGCUGAGGGGCCUGAAGAUGAAUCCGCACCGAGGGCAAACAUCUGUCAAUCUGUGGUACGCUUCAAUCGCUCCGUACGACUUAGAGACCGAUUAGCCGAAGCGGAUGAACCACAAGAGACGCCGGUCGAAGACAAACCUCAACAAAACGGACGGCGAGUUCUGAUGCCAGAGUAUGUGGUGGGACAGAAGGCUCCUAAGCGCGCCAAGCGAACACUGGCGAAGCACGCACCAUCUGCUGAGGGCAGAGGAAAGGAAAUGCAACUGGAACAUUUGAUGGAAGAAAAUGAGGAUGAUGAUGAUGAAGAGAAUUAAAACCGUAAUGCACAGUGCUUUUGAAAAAUUACUUUUAAACUGUAUUUAGAGUAAAAUAAAUAU
Anopheles cruzii is the source of this 752-nucleotide messenger RNA. Its product is annotated as protein TSSC4. Lineage: Eukaryota; Metazoa; Arthropoda; Insecta; Diptera; Culicidae. The transcript has 2 exons. The coding region runs from base 6 to 689 and encodes 227 amino acids. The record is from RefSeq and is a predicted model, not a curated record.